This is a messenger RNA of Notothenia coriiceps (black rockcod), 749 nucleotides long. RefSeq lists its product as uncharacterized. The annotation marks the transcript as partial. The record is from RefSeq and is a predicted model, not a curated record. NCBI's taxonomy places the organism in Eukaryota, Metazoa, Chordata, Actinopteri, Perciformes, Nototheniidae. Gene Ontology annotation, biological process: response to bacterium. The transcript has 3 exons.
AAGAGACAACAUCAAGAUGAUCCUUUUAUGGAUUACAUUGCUUCUUAUCCAUCAAGGAUAUGGACUGAUUCCAGUGACCAUAGUUCAACUUGGUGAAUCUGCUAUCUUCACAUGCAUUUACCCCGAUUUGGAGCAUAGCAAUACACGAGUCAAGUGGUACAAACAGAGUGUUGGUGAUUCUCUUAAAUUAAUUACUACACUGUUGAAAGGCACUGAAAAUGCUACAUUUGAAAAAGGGUUUUCUCACUAUCGUUUCAAUGUAAAACAUCUAGUUAACAUGAGCUCUCUGACCAUUUUGAAGACAAUCCAAGAAGAUAAGGCAAUGUAUCACUGCGCAGUCACUACGUGGAGCAAGGAUGAAUGGACGAGCACAUAUUUGUCUUUAGAAGGAAACACUCUGAGGGCGACAAACGUUACUGUUGUUCAGUGGCCGACACUAUCCGAUCCAGUUCAUCCAGGAGACCCUGCCACUCUCCAGUGCUCUGUCCUCUCUGACUCUGAGAACAAGAAAUGUCCAGGGGAGCACAGUGUACACUUGUUUGGAGUCAGAUCAGAUAAGUCUUAUCCUAACAUCAUCUAUACUGAUGGAAAUGGACCAAAUGAGUGUAAGAAGACAUCGGACACUAAGAAGAGUUGUGUUUAUCACUUCUCAAAGAACUUCAGCUCCUCUGAUGCCGGGAUUUACUACUGUGCUGUGGCCACAUGUGGAGAAAUACUAUUCGGAGACGGAACAAAACUGAACAUUGAAG